Molecule: messenger RNA, 876 nt
Organism: Cuscuta campestris
Lineage: Eukaryota; Viridiplantae; Streptophyta; Magnoliopsida; Solanales; Convolvulaceae
Source: the annotation of a GenBank genome assembly
GUGAGAUUUAUUUUUAUAUGCAGUUAAUGUCAUUAACUGAACAAUUUACAGACAGUUGGUCCCUGUAAUUAGGCAUUCACAGAAAUUUAGUGUCUGUGAUUACACUCUUAGUGUUUGUGUGAUGGGGAAUUAGACGGGGAUGUUGGACAUCGUGUUGGAGUGGCUUGGGCCAAAUGGCGGUUGGCCUCAGGGGUGUUGUGUGACCCGAAGAUUUUGCCCAGGAUGAAAGGUAAGUUCUACCGAUCCGUAGUCAGACCUGCUAUGUUAUACGCGGCAGAGUGUUGGGCGGUUAAGAAGACUCAUGUGCGUCGUUUGCAUGCGGCAGAGAUGCGGAUGUUAAGAUGGAUGUGUGGGAAGACAAGGUUGGAUAGGAUUUCGAACGAAGUUAUCCGACGUCAGGUAGGCAUGGCGCCGGUGGAGGAUAAGUUGCGGGAAGCGAGGUUGAGAUGGUUUGGGCAUGUGAGACGGCGGGAUGUUGAUGCCCCUGUGCGGAGGUUGAGCCGGGGGUCUCUUGGAAACAGCCUCCCUACUUUCGAGUAGGGGCAAGUCUGCGUACACACCCUCCCCAGACCCUACUGUAGUGGGAUUCAACUGGGUUGUUGUUGUUGUUGAUUACACUCUUAGUGUUUGUGAUUAAAAAUCAGACUGUAAACGUUUAGGAGUUCCAUGUGUCCUUAAGAAAAAACAAUCCCAUCAAAAUUAUAUUUACCAUCACAAAUAAAAAUGUUUAUGAAGCAAACACAAAACAGGUGUAGCAUCUUGAGUCCAUAUCGUUAGUAUGGUAAUGUAAUACAUAUAAUUAUACACAAAGAGCGAACAAAAACAAAAAAAAACCCAAACUCGGUGAAUACUAACGACUAAAAAGCCUAAGGUAAU